UUUAUUCUAAAGCAAAGUAUAAUGACGGGAGAUUUGUUGCCAGAUUUUUUUCCCUCUCAUUCAGCUUUGUAGAACACAUAGUAUAAUCCGGCUAUUGGCUGAGGUGUUUUUAUUUACUAGCGUGCAGCGUCCCAGAUUUUCAGUGCAGCCAUGAGUGUGUUACAGAAAGCCCUGAGUGAUGACAUCCCUGAUAUCAACCUGGACAAUCUUGAUGACCUGCUCAACGCACUCACUGCCGAGGAGCUGGAGGAGCUGAAUGGGGACUUUGACCCUGAUAACUCCCUGCUACCUCCCUCCCAAAGGUGUCGAGACCAGACCUCUAAGUCAGCUACAGGCCCAUUUAAUCGCCAGAAACUGCUACACUUCCUGGAAGAAAAAGCCAAGCAAGAGAAAGAUUGGGAGAAUAACGUGCCGUUUACUAAAGAAGUUAAAGGGAAGAAGUUUGUGCCAAAAGAACAAGCCAAGACAACUAUCAAUGAUGAUGAUGCUGCUGUAGAGACAGAGUGGGAUCAAAUUUUGCAAGCUGCCAGUGAAGAGGAGUUGGUGGAUUUGGCAGCCGUAUUGGGUUUCCACAGUAUGCUGACACAGACACAGUAUUACGCUUCGCUGGAGGACCGAGAGAUCCACGAGGGUGGCUUUACUGGGUGUGCUCAAGCUCAGAAACUCAAGUUAAUCCCAGACGAGGCCCCCAACAUGACAGAUGUUGAGGAGAGCAUCAAAAAGCUCAAGGAUAACGACAAAGAAUUAAAAACACUUAACCUAAAUAACAUCAAGAAUAUUUCUAUAGAACGUCUGAUUGAGGUGUGUGAAGCUUUGAAAGAAAACACAGUCUGUGUACGUUUUGACAUGGCUAGUGUGGGAGCUAAUGACAGAAUUGCCAAGGCCCUAGCUAGCAGCCUGAGUGAGAACAGCACUCUCAUGUCCGUCAAUGUGGAGUCCAACUUCAUCUCAGGGGAGGCAAUCGUUGAACUCAUCAAGGCAGCUAACAAGACACAGUCUCUCAUUGAGCUCAGGCUAGCUAAUCAAAAACCAGAGGUACUUGGUAACAAGGUGGAGAUGGAAAUAGCCAAACUGUUGAAAGAAAACAGUCGGUUGCUGCGUCUGGGCCUUCAGUUUGAGUUCCCUGCUGCCAGGAUCAAGGUCCAUGACAAGCUUAAAGAGAACCUUGACGCCUUGAGGAAAAAGCGAGUUGGAAAGGAAGACACAUCAUAAAGAAACUAAACAAACCACACGUAGUCAAUUUUUUAAAACGAAUAUUUUAUCGCGAAAUUUUCAGUUUCUACCAGUUUAUUUAUAUGAAGCCUGUGUACUUUAGUGUGUAGAUAGAUAAGCCAAUCAACAUUGUCCUUUUAUAUGUUGCUUUGUUCUGCUGGUCAAUAGUCCUGUCAUUCAGUUCACCCAACUUCCACUCACAGCUUGUGAAAAAAUUCAUCUCUGCUUUCUUGCUUCUUUUCUUUUAACCCAGGUUUUUAAAAAACUGUACAUAGGGGAGGCUACUCUAAUCAUCUUGUAAAUCUUUUGUAAUAACUUAUUUUAAAAUAGUCUGGUUUCCAUAAGCAAGAAAGAAGAGAAAAUUGAUUUAUCGGACUUAAUAAAUUAAAAUUAAAGACUAAUGACAUAUUGAGAAGUAAUUAUGUUAAUUAUAAACUAAUAUGCCAAAGCAAUUGUGAGAUUUUGGUCUUGUCUAGUUGGGUGAAAUGGUUAAGUAACAAGGUGCUUAGAUCUGUGUUGGCUGUAUGUCAGCCUUUCUCGUGUGAUAUAUAUUUUUUUAAUGAUAAUUUAGUUUGCUGGUGUGUAGGAAAUAGUGUUCAACUUUGGUCAACAAGUUGGAAUGAAUACAGGCCAGUCUUAUGCUGGACUUUUCUGUUAAGCAACGGAGAUUAUGAAAUCCUGUCUCAUCUUUUAACAUCUGCUGAACAUCUGGUGUGAGAAAACAAUAUCUAUUGUAGAUAAUUAAUUUGAUCCAUCUUGAUUGUAAGUUAAAAAGGAUAGAAUCUGUAUUAUGUUGACACCUUGAUCAUUGUCUGUAUCGCAGAGAAGAUGAAAGUUUUUUAAAUAGAUGAUGCAUGAAAUAUUUAUAACUGCAUGACACUGUAUACAACCAUAUAGUUGUAACUGAGUAUUAAUAUAUUAAUGUAAGCAUUAUAAAAAAAUAACUUAGGUUCUUGAAAACGUAGCCAGAAACUAAGUCAGCAUCUUUUAAAAAUAAAAUGUAUUUGCUAAAGAACACUUAGGAAUCUACAUUGUUAAUUUUAUUUUUAGUUGAUCAAAUAACACGAAAGAUGUUUCAGAUCAUUGCUGACCACUGGUUUUGUAAAAUCUUAUAUAUGUAAAGUUGUGAAACUUGUGACAAACACUGAAGUAAAUUUAUUGCAUUGUUUUCUAGAUGAAUAUCUUUUUGUGCUUCUUAUUUUAAUACAAUAUUUAUGUGGUGAUAAAUAGCAAUUUUAAUCAUGUUGGUAGAGUUAUGGUCCUUGUCACUGAAGAGUUGUGGUCCUUGUAUUUUUGUUCCUAUGUUCAGCUGAGAUAUUCAUUAAAGCACUGGAAUAAAUCAGAUUAAUUAUAUUUCUUCAACUAUUGAUUUUCAGUGUUAUUGGUUUUAUCCAAAAUGGAAUUUUAAAUAUCCAGAGCCUUCUUUUUUUUUAUUUUUCUGCAUUAAAUUAGUUAGUUUUAAUUGUCCCCAUUUUCGCAAAUUAUCCUAAUCCUUAGAAAACUUGAUACUUUUUUCUUGAGCCCACAUUUAAAAUGUUUUGCUUUAAUAUUUGUUACCGUGAGUUAUGUAAGAGUAAGUUCUGUAGUUUUCUCUGUUUUGUGUGUAUCCCAGAAAAGCUGGGCGUGCAACUCAACAUUGUAAAUAGAUAAAACUUUUCGUAAAUCUCUUAUAUUCAAGAGACAAAAAAACCUUGUGAGAAAAAAAUAAUAAUUUUUACUAACAAGUUUUGUAUUUCCCGUGUAAAUGGAGCAUAAGGUACACAUUCUAGUUGAAUUUUUGUGUGUAGGAAAAAAUUUCCAACACAGCGCCAAAAGUAAUUAGUGACCAGUUAGGGUGAAGAUAGCCAAAUAUUCUGUUCACUCAUUUUUAAUUAUUUUUUUUACAUGAAAAUUGACUCUAACCUUAAGAUCCAGCCAAUUUGUGGGUGACUUUUCUUUCAAGGCGGCCAGUAUUUGUUCUAAAAUUACUUUUUAUCCUCUAGAGUUCUCCAAUUUUCUCCUUAUAAUAUAACUCUCCAUAGACUUGAUAUUCCCCCUUUGUAUUUCAAAAAGGUUAUUUCCCUUAUGAAGGUUAUACGUAAGUAAUAGGGUGGUUAAAUUAAAAUAUAGGGAAAAUAAAUGCAUUGUUGAAAGUUUAGAUUAACAUUUUAAAUAUAGUGUAGAUAUUUUAACGUUGUUUUAUUCAAAUUUUAAGGAUUUUAAAUGCUGGAAAAGUUUUGAAAUAAUUUUUAACCUGAAUAUUAAAGUACCUUUGAUAAAAAAUUGUAAUUAAACAAAAAAGUGCUGUAUAUUAUUUCUAUCACAGCUUGUUCUGUAUUGAGAGGCACUCGCUGAGUUUCCUGAGUUAGCUGCGAUACCACUUGUACAUUGUGCUUAGUGUAUUUUUUUUUAUGCCAUCAUAAUUCUUGAUAAUACAAUUUUUUAAACCCAA
Physella acuta is the source of this 3643-nucleotide messenger RNA. Its product is annotated as tropomodulin-1-like. NCBI's taxonomy places the organism in Eukaryota, Metazoa, Mollusca, Gastropoda, Physidae. Gene Ontology annotation, molecular function: tropomyosin binding. Gene Ontology annotation, cellular component: myofibril; cytoskeleton. Gene Ontology annotation, biological process: myofibril assembly; actin filament organization; pointed-end actin filament capping. The record is from RefSeq and is a predicted model, not a curated record.